This is a messenger RNA of Ochotona curzoniae (black-lipped pika), 4010 nucleotides long. It is a transcript of the gene SGTB, whose product is annotated as small glutamine rich tetratricopeptide repeat co-chaperone beta. Lineage: Eukaryota; Metazoa; Chordata; Mammalia; Lagomorpha; Ochotonidae. Gene Ontology annotation, biological process: post-translational protein targeting to endoplasmic reticulum membrane. Gene Ontology annotation, cellular component: TRC complex; membrane. The record is from RefSeq and is a predicted model, not a curated record. Gene Ontology annotation, molecular function: molecular adaptor activity; protein binding. The transcript is spliced from 11 exons. The coding region runs from base 197 to 1111 and encodes 304 amino acids.
GAGACACGCAGCCGGGUGGGCUGAGGGGGCGGCGGCGUGGGAGCCGGGGAAGUUUGGGCAGGCGCUGGUGGCACUGGGAUCCUGAGCCACGCUCAAGCCCUGAGAACCAGCGCACAGGCGGACCGGCUUCCAGACGCCCUCGGGCCCGCAGCCGUCAUUUCGCAUCCUCUUGCUUGGAGAAAGUUGUGAGUCAAGAAUGUCAACUGUCCAGCACCUGGUUUAUGCAAUUAUUCGUUUCUUACGGGAACAGAGUCAGAUGGAAGCUUAUACUUCUGAUGAACAGGAAAGUUUGGAAGUUGCCAUUCAGUGCUUGGAGACCGUUUUUAAGAUCAGCUCAGAAGAUACGCACUUAGCAGUGUCACAACCUUUGGCAGAAAUGUUCACAAAUUCCUUCUGCAAGAAUGACAUCCUGCCCCUCUCAAACUCAGUGCCUGAGGAUGUGGGAAAAGCCGAUCAAUUAAAAGAUGAAGGCAAUAACCACAUGAAGGAAGAAAACUACACUGCCGCUGUGGCUUGUUACACGCAGGCGAUAGAACUGGACCCCAACAACGCCGUCUAUUAUUGCAACAGGGCUGCUGCUCAGAGCAAAUUAAGUCACUAUACAGAUGCAAUAAAGGACUGUGAGAAAGCAAUAGCAAUUGAUUCAAAGUACAGCAAAGCCUACGGGAGGAUGGGGCUGGCCCUCACUGCCAUGAAUAAAUUUGAAGAAGCAGUUACAAGUUACCAAAAGGCAUUAGAUCUUGACCCUGAAAAUGAUUCCUAUAAGUCAAAUCUGAAAAUAGCAGAACAGAAGUUGAGAGAAGUGUCCAGUCCUACAGGAACUGGAUUGAGCUUUGACAUGGCUAGCCUGAUAAAUAAUCCAGCUUUCAUUAGUAUGGCAGCAAGUUUAAUGCAAAAUCCUCAAGUUCAACAACUGAUGUCGGGAAUGAUGACAAACGCCAUUGGGGGACCUGCUGCCGGGGUCGGGGGCCUCACUGACCUGUCUAGCCUCAUCCAAGCGGGACAGCAGUUCGCUCAGCAGAUACAGCAGCAGAACCCUGAGCUCAUCGAGCAGCUGAGGAAUCACAUCCGGAGCCGAUCCUUCAGCAGCAGCGCCGAGGAACACUCCUGAUCCCACGGCGGCCCGAGAUCCAUCUGUACAUAGCGCUCUGCCCCUCAAGCACCGUAUCUGAUGUUUGAAAACCAAGGAGGGGAGCCUCUUGUGUAUAUUCUUAAAGAAGAAAUCUGUUCAGAUGAUAGAUUUAUCACAAAACACACCUGAACAUCACAUGACUCCUUUGGAAAUGAAUCAAUCCCCUGGAGUCCUGGGACGAGGUUCCAUUUCCAAACCUGUACCACCAUCAUGUGUGUAUAUGAGACUUAACAGCAGAGUGUAUUCAUUGGACAGUGGGGCUGUUUGUUGGUGAAUUCCACUGCUCCGAAUUCCAUUAAGUGGAUUUAUUAUUUUUUUUUUUGAGGGGAGAUUACUAAGGGAAAUAUUUCCCACUGGUUCGGAAGAAAUAUCUGCUACUGAGCAGCAGUUCAGAAAAGCAGACUCUUACUAUUUAGCUCUGAGAAGGAAGAUCAGUGGAAAAGAUUUAUCCUAGGUUCCAGGGUUUUUAAAUGCUAUUGAUUCUGAUGAGUGACAAGGUAUCUAUUUGCUGGUAGAGCAGUUAUUGGGUGGAAGGGCUAUUGUAGCAAGAAAGAUAAAAAUCCAGAGAAUGUGAAUGUAUAGAAAGUGAAGGUGGAAUGUUCAGGUUGUCUGCAUGGCUCCAAAAGUGACAACACUCACAAGGCCAGCUACGCUAAGUACAUAAUAAAAAUACAUUUAGAAAUCUGUAAUGGGACUGGUUUCAUCAGGGCUAAAACUCUUAAUUCCCCUGGUGGUGACUUUAUCUUGGAAAUGAUCAAAUUCUCAUCUAUCUGUAUUCAAAUGAGCCACAGCCCUGGCUCCAAUAAUUUUAUAAGUGGGAUUCAAUUAUGUGUCCAUAAACAUUUUUUUUUUUUAACUAAGGAUCACCAUAAGCUCUUAUCACUAACUUUGCUUGUUUAUUCAGUUCUGUUAGAUUUGGCUUGGCAUUAUCAGUCUUAAGUUUAAUCUAAAAUCAUUUAAACAGGAGAUAACAUAUUUUAUCAUGCACUGGAUGUCAACUGGUUAGAGAGAAAUUGCAUUAAGUGUUAAUGGCUCUAACUAGUGAUGGCUGAUCCGGUUCUAAUUCCAAAUGGAAUUUUCUUUUUGUUUAUUAAUCAUGAAAUUGGUGAAAUGAGGCUAAUGUAAUCAUUUCACGAAUGUAAGAGAAAACUGAAAAAGAAAGUGGUAUAACAUUAAAUCAGUAAGUGGAUGAUCGGGACCGACUAGAACUGUUCUUGUUAGACUCCAGUUAGUCAGCUUUUUUUCCCCCUCCCUUUUGUGAGAUUACAUGAAAGGUUUAAAAGUUCACUGCAAAAUUCACCUGAGGAAUUUAAAAUGCAGAUUCAGGACCAGACCUUCACUUCUGCCUUAGUAAGCCCCAUCAAGAAGCCUCAGGAUUGCCAUUUUAAAUAGUGCAAUUGGAAGCUCUGGUGCAGGUCCACGGACACCAACUUAGAGCAAUGCGAGGUUGCAAUUGGCUUUGCAGUUUGGCUAUCUAAUGCCUAAGCACUUGGCUUCAGGGUACAACGAGACCUAAAUGACCCUACGAGGUUGACCAGCAAAGAGCAGGACUUAAACCUUAGUACCUUUGAAAUUAAAAACUAUAUUCCACCACAGCCAUCUUAGUGUUUCAUAAAGUUAUACUCAACUCCUAGUGUUUUAAGUGUUAGAAGGAAUGAUGAACUAAUCAUAUGCAAGUUAUGACUGUAAUCAAAAAGCAAAAACGAUUCUUAAUUUUCUUACGCAGUGUUGCUCAAGUUCAGAUCAGGAAGCAUAACUCUCUUGAGUGCGUUAGAAAUGCUUUCUGAUGAACAACACAGAGAGUAAGACCUGCAGAAUAAGUCUCUAGCUGCCUGCAGGAGAGAGCGGAGCUGUGAAUGAACAGAUCAGAAGUGACAGAGGAGUGUACUGCAAGAGGAACACCACGCACUGUGGACAGUCGCUCCAAAAAGUGGAAAAAGAGGACACAGCUCCCCCCUCCAAGGUGACCAGUGCUAGCAUGAUAUGAAAUCAGAUAAAGGCUUUCAAAAUAAUGGCUCCUGUGCUAAAAUCUGUAGUUACAGUAGCCAGUUUUUAUAUAGAUGGGAACUGAUACAUUUCUUUUAGUGACUUGCUGAAUUUCAUUGAUAAUUGACCCUGUGUAACAAAUUCAGUGUAGUUGCUCUCUGUCCAUCUCCCUGGAUUUCCAUUUCAUUUGAGGCAUUUUUGUUCUUCAUUUGCUUUCAUCAUUUCUUAGUAAUUGCAUUGCAAGCUAUUUCUUGAAAGAAAGCUGUGUAUAGUUGGAUUGUGCUAACUGUUCUUAAAAUUAUAGGAAAAGACCAAAAUGUAAUUGCUGUUUAACUACAGAAAUAAGAAGGCAUUAUUGCCAAUCUUUAUAUCCAUUCCUCCUAGGGAUACUUGUCCCCCAUUAUUCACGUUUCAUUGUGGUAGCUGCAGCUGUUGCGAUGUCAUGCUAAAACUGAACAUGUCCUUUACUGUACCAAAUUGUUCAUCUAAUUUUAUAAGAAGUUUAAUCAAAUCUUUUCUAAGAUGGCAUUAUCUAACCACUUAAGUAUGAAUGAUAUGCAUUUAGGUUAUUGCCUAUAAACUGAAGAGAAUUUAAUUAAAUCAAAGUAUGUGUACUAUUAUAUACGUUUGCUCUCUGAUUUCAAACCGAAGGUUCAGUCAUGAGAAGAUGUUUGACAAAAAUGGCAAUAGUGCAGUGGUGAUAAGGUCUUAUUUAUUAUCUGAUCAACCUUUAUCAGUUUGAAAGACAGACAGACAGACUUCAGAUUAACACUGCUUGUACUUCAUUUUGCACAUAUUUCGUUAACUAUUACUCAAAUGUGAGGGCAACCCUUCUGAAUAUAGCUUUCAUUCUGAACCAGUCUGUCAUGGCAAUAAAUAAUUAUGCACUUAA